AUGGCGGAAGGCCUGGUGUCUGUGCUGAGUGAGGAGUCAGUCGCAGCGAAGAUUGCGCUCGAAGAUCUUGUGCUCUCCGAUAAUGCCAUUACUACCGCAUCGCUCGCGCGAUUGGCACCGGUCAUUGUUCUGGCGAGGUACAGUCUCAAAACCUUGAAUCUUGCAAACAACAACAUCAAAGUCGAGACCGAUGAAGAAGCGGCCGAAUGGGAGCAAUUCUUGCGCGCGUUUCGAGGCUGCUACAAGCUGCGCCGGCUGGACCUGAGUGGCAACCCCGAGCUUGGUGCAAAAGCGAUGGAAAUCUUUGCCCGUGUGCACAUGGCCGAACGACACAUCACUCCUAUGCCCGCUGGCGGCGAGACAUCGGUGGUAUCCUUGGCAGAAGAGAUGAGUGAAAAGGCAGAAGUGGACACGACGACCGAAAUGACAGCUGAUGGUGAGUCUACCAACAACCUUAUGGCCCAAGGGACUGUACUUAAGCGGCGAUGCGGCCUGCGGUCGAUUCCCUACAUCACGCUCAACAACGUCGGCUUGACAGACCGUGGGGCAAUGUUUCUGUCAUACGUUCUGGAGGAACACUACUAUCCGAGUCAACUCAUCGAUGACCUCAAUGCAGCGCUGCCAGGAUCGAACAUUGCAGCCUAUCAACAGGACACGAACUUCAGCGGCAUCGACUGGGACGAGCGCGAGCCGGGCUUGGGCCGGGAUGGUCUUCACCUUCUGAAGAAGACAGAGCUUUUCAGGCGACAGACUAUGCUCGAAGACGACCAUGGCACGCUCGCCUCUUUGGAGCUGACUACCCACACGUCUCACGGGAGCGAGAAUCACCCGCCAAAUGGAUCUAUCCGAGGGUCCGUCGACCGGCGACAUUCGAGAGCACUUCCCGGUGACCGCCGCACAAGUAUUCGCUCCAUCAGGACUGCUGAUGGCGGAGAACAUGAGCUCUCAGACCUUGAGAGCGCUCGCAGGCGACUUCAGCGCUUCAUUAUCGCCGCCGAUGGAGCGAACAUUGUUGAUCUCUGGCGCACGGGUCUACGACUGGUGACGUCGUCCAGGGUGCUCAGUGGGAUCGGUCCACUAUCCCGCAAUUUACAGAGACUCUACUACUCUGGUCCACCACGAUUCGACUUCGCUCAAUCUGGUACUGGAAAGAGUGUUGCAGCUCGUCCAGUCACGCCCAAUCCUCCUGCGAUCCAGGUCACUCCAUCUUUUGACAGCGGCCUGAGCUCGCCCUUCACACAGACGAGAAAACCUAGCCGCACUUCGACAACAAGCUCUGCACCUGGAUUGGCUCCCGACGUAUCAGAGCAACCCUUGACAGAUGUUACCAACACUCCGGAAACUCCCAAACGCAACUUCAAGCCACAUCGUAAAGGCGCCUUUAGCGACGGUAGCGACCUACACGCCGUGACUCAGAAGCUUGACAUUCUACUCGUACACUCUCACGAUCCCCAACGCUUCGUACGAUGGCAAGAGGAGCGAGUCGCCGCGGACCCGGAUGCCAAGCGGGCGUUCCGGGACACGAGAGUGCCCAGCCACUUGCCGGGUAGCUUGAGGGAUCGCAUUGCCGAGAUCAGCGUCUCGGAGAACGAAGUGGCCUUGCUGUCCGAGCAACAGCGUCAGGAUGCCAUCCAGUGGGGACGGACCAGGAGGAACUUCGAGACGGAAAAGGAGUGGAGGAAGAUGGCGGAUAGUGCGCAGGUCUGGACGUUGCUGGAGAGUAUUGGAUGCUUGGACUAUCACAGAGGCGAGUAG
This is a messenger RNA of Zymoseptoria tritici IPO323, 1755 nucleotides long. RefSeq lists its product as uncharacterized. The record is from RefSeq and is a predicted model, not a curated record. The coding region runs from base 1 to 1755 and encodes 584 amino acids. Lineage: Eukaryota; Fungi; Ascomycota; Dothideomycetes; Mycosphaerellales; Mycosphaerellaceae. The transcript has a single exon.